Molecule: messenger RNA, 1260 nt
Organism: Bufo gargarizans (Asiatic toad)
Lineage: Eukaryota; Metazoa; Chordata; Amphibia; Anura; Bufonidae
Product: serine/arginine-rich splicing factor 5
Exons: 8
Coding region: 92-931 (279 amino acids)
Cellular component (GO): cytoplasm; ribonucleoprotein complex; nucleus
Molecular function (GO): mRNA binding
Source: RefSeq, a predicted model, not a curated record
UGUACUUUAUAGUCCUCUGCAGAGCGAGGAGAGCGUCAUUCCGUGGAUUGUGCUGCUGACGAGACAAUCGGGGUUCAUAACCUACGUCAGCAUGAGCGGGUGCAGAGUUUUCAUUGGGCGACUGAACCCAGCGGCCAGAGAGAAGGACGUCGAGAGGUUCUUCAAAGGCUAUGGGAGGAUCCGAGACAUUGAUCUAAAACGCGGGUUUGGCUUUGUGGAAUUUGAAGAUCCCAGAGAUGCAGAUGAUGCUGUUUAUGAGCUUGAUGGGAAAGAGCUGUGCAGUGAAAGGGUUACUAUUGAGCAUGCACGCCUGCGUUCCAGGGGUGGUGGUGGUGGCGGCGGUGGCAGAGGAAUGGGAAGAGGGAGAUACUCUGAUCGUUUUAGUAGUCGCCGUCCACGUAAUGAUAGAAGUGCUCCGCCGAUAAGAACCGAAAAUCGUCUCAUUGUGGAAAACUUGUCCUCCCGCGUCAGCUGGCAGGAUUUGAAGGACUUCAUGAGACAAGCCGGUGAAGUGACCUUUGCUGAUGCGCACAGACCUAAACUAAACGAAGGGGUCGUUGAGUUUGCAUCUUACAGUGAUCUUAAAAAUGCUAUUGACAAACUGUCCGGCAAGGAGAUCAAUGGAAGGAAGAUUAGGCUGAUUGAAGGAAACAAGAGGCACAGCAGGUCAAGAAGCAGGUCCCGAUCCCGCAGCCGAAGCUCAUCCCGGUCCCGCAGUCGUUCCCGCUCCAGGAGCAGGAAGUCCUAUAGCCGUUCCCGUAGUCGUAGCCGCACUCCCCGCAGUAACCGUAGCAAAUCCAGAUCUGUGAGUAGGUCGCCUGUUCCAGAUCAAUCACCAAAAGCUGCAUCUAAAAGCCCAUCAAAAUCCCCAGCAUCUGCCGAUCAUCAGAGGUCUCGGUCGAGGUCUCGAUCUGUUGAUAGCAGAAACUGAACAUUUAAAUUUUUUAAUUUUUUUUUUAUUCCUCUGAAUUUUUUGUGUGAAAUGUGUAUACUUGCCAAAUCUUGGUAAGUAUCAAGUGAGAAAGCGGGGCAAAAGACUUCUUUUUUUUUACCGAUGUGGACCACGACAGUAGAUUCUCAACCUGUCUUUUGAUAAACAUCACCUGCUUGUCUGUCGUCUGUGUAAAUGUAUCUUCCCAUGUAUUUUAGCAUGAGAUGCGUCUUGUGCUCACUGCUGUAUAUAGCUGCACGUCUCCUUAUCUCCCAGCUUACUUAUGUUUCAUUUGUGAAAUAUGCUGUUGAAAUAAACUUUAAUAAAGA